This is a messenger RNA of Fulvia fulva, 1419 nucleotides long. Its product is annotated as putative glucan endo-1,3-beta-glucosidase eglC. Gene Ontology annotation, cellular component: cell surface; extracellular region; fungal-type cell wall. Gene Ontology annotation, biological process: cell wall organization. The transcript is spliced from 2 exons. The record is from RefSeq and is a predicted model, not a curated record. The coding region runs from base 1 to 1419 and encodes 472 amino acids. Gene Ontology annotation, molecular function: glucan endo-1,3-beta-D-glucosidase activity; 1,3-beta-glucanosyltransferase activity. Lineage: Eukaryota; Fungi; Ascomycota; Dothideomycetes; Mycosphaerellales; Mycosphaerellaceae.
AUGCAUUUCACACUCUCUCUUCUAGCCCUUGCUGGCGCGGCUACGGCCCAGAUCCGUGGCUUCAACUAUGGCGCUUUGUACGCCGACAACAGAGCCCGUAUGUUGUCAGACUGGGAGGCAGACUUCAGGGCUGCGCAAGAGCUGCCGGGAGUUGGUGCUUUCACAUCGGCUCGUCUUUUCACGAUGGUCCAGGGAUACUCGCAGAGCGACAUUAUCUCUGCUCUGCCAGCCGCGGUCGCCACAAACACAUCGCUGUUGUUGGGUCUGUGGUGCAGCGGUGGUGACGCGGCUUUCCAGAACGAGAUCACGGCCCUGCGUGCUGCGGUUCAGCAGUACGGAGAGCAGCUCCAGGGCAAGAUCCUUGGUAUUUCCAUUGGAUCUGAGGAUCUUUACCGCAUCUCGCCCACUGGUAUCGAGAACGAGAGCGGUCCAGGUGCUGGACCACAGCAGCUUGUGAACUACGUUUCGCAGGCUCGCGAGGCUAUCCAGGGUACCGCUUGGGCUGAUGUUCCAAUCGGCCACGUCGAUACCUGGACUGCGUACGUCAACGCCUCCAACAACCCACUCAUCGAAGCUCUCGAUUUCCUGGGCGUCGACGCAUACCCAUACUUCGAGACCGUCAACGAGAACAGCAUCGAGAACGCUGAAGGCCUCUUCUUCGACGCAUACGACGCCACUGUCGGCGCCUCGAUGGGCAAGCCGGUUUGGGUGACAGAAACGGGUUGGCCAGUGACUGGCCCACGGUCCGGCGCUGCCACUUCUGGAACUGAGAACGCCGAGAAAUACUGGAAGGCUGUCGCAUGCAAGCUCUUGGGCAAGACCAACACUUUCUGGUACCAGCUCAACGACGGAGCUGAUCAAGAGGUUUCGUUCAAGGUCAUCCCCGCCGAUCGCCGUGCUCCUCUUUACGAUCUCAGCUGCGAGGGCGCCGAUACCACCCAGCCAACUGCCUCAGCUUCUGGCUCGCGCUCUGCUACUCAGGCCGCCGCUACCGCCACAGGUUCUUCCGCCACUUCGGGCGGUGCUGCCGCGGGUACUCCAAACGACGACGCCCAGAACGCCGCUCAGUCAGGUGCUAGCAGCGGAUCUGGCUCCAGCAGCAGCGGAUCUGGCUCCAGCAGCAGCGGAUCUGGCUCCAGCAGCAGCGGAUCGAGCUUCAGCAGCAGCGGAUCUGGCUCCAGCAGCAGCGGGUCGAGCUCUGGCUCAUCCAGCUCUGGCCAGCAAGGCACUUCAUCCGGCUCUGGCUCAUCAUACCAGCCAGCAGCUGGCAACAACGCCACUCAAGGCAACACCACUUACACUGGACCAUCGUACACUGGAAGCAACCCAUCUUCGUACACUGGUGGCGCUUCUGCCAUGGUUGGUAGUGCCGCCUCCGCUAUGGUGCUCGCAGCUGCUGCGGCCGUUGCUUUCUUGUAG